This is a messenger RNA of Podarcis muralis (Common wall lizard), 1809 nucleotides long. Lineage: Eukaryota; Metazoa; Chordata; Lepidosauria; Squamata; Lacertidae. The record is from RefSeq and is a predicted model, not a curated record.
AUGGGAAUCUACGUUCGGAGGGGACUUUUUGUCAACCGAAUUGUGCUGGUGGUGAUGUUGCUGCUUGUAAUGCUGUGUCAUACUGUAUGCAAGAUUCAUUCUAUUAAUUGUUCCAUAUUUGAUGAUCCUCAUCCUAUUCCUCAUGAAUUUUACCAACCAGGAGAUUUUGUCAUUGGUGGGAUUGUUUCUCAAGUCUUCUUCCUCUAUAAUAACCUCUCUUUCACGGAGCAGCCAGCACAAAUAUUGAUUGAUGAACCAAUAUCAGUACCUAAGAACUACCAGCAUAUUCUGGUAUUAGCAUUUGCUGUCAAAGAGAUCAAUGAGAAUCCCAACAUCUUAUCAAAUAUGUCUCUGGGGUUCCGCAUCCUCGAUAGCUACUAUUCUGCAAGGAUGACCUAUAAAGCCACCCUGAGCCUGCUUUCUGCACACCAUAGAUUUACCCCAAACUUCAAGUGUGACAACCAGAGCAAUCUGAUUGCUUUCAUUGCAGGAUGUGUCUCUGAAAUCUCUGCCAACGUGGCAGUCAUUUCAGCAGUCCACAAGACUCCACAGGUCCAUUACUUUCUAAGAAGAACCAUAUUCAACAACAGUGUUGGAGACACUGUGCAUUUUGAUGAAAAUGGAGAAUUAGUUACAGGUUUUGAUGUUACAAACUGGCUGAUGUUUCCCAAUGGUUCAGUGGUUAGAGUGAAAGUUGGAAGACUGGAACCUCAGGCUCCUCCAGGCAAAGAGUUAAUCAUUAAUGCGAGUCAAAUCGUGUGGCAUCAAAGCUUUAAUCAGGUGAUGCCAGUUUCUGUAUGCAAUGAUAACUGCUAUCCUGGCUAUAGUAGGAAAAAGAAGGAGGAAGAGAAAUUCUGCUGUUAUGAUUGUGCUCCAUGUCCGGAAGGGAUGAUCUCUAAUCAGAAAGACAUGGAUGCCUGUUUCAAAUGUCCAGAAAUCGAGCACCCCAAUAUUGACCAAACUCAAUGCAUUCUCAAGGUCCUAAGCUAUCUGUCUUAUAAAGAAGAUUUAGGGAUCAUCUUAACUAUUUUGGCUAUUUCCUUUUCUUUGCUUACAAGUUUAAUCCUUGGAACGUUUAUCAAGCACAAGGCCACUCCCAUUGUCAAAGCCAACAACCAGACCCUCACCUACAUCCUCCUCAUCUCCCUCCUCCUUUGCUUCCUUUGUUCCUUGCUUUUCAUUGGACAGCCUGGAAAGGCCAUCUGCCUUCUGCGACAAACAGCCUUUGGUUUAAUCUUUUCUGUUGCCCUUUCCUCUGUGUUGGCAAAAACUAUCACGGUAGUCCUGGCAUUCAUGGCAACUAAACCAGGAUCCGAGAUGAGGAAAUGGGUGGGAAAAGGACUAGCAAACUCUAUGGUCUUUUCCUGUUCCUGCAUUCAAGCAGCUAUUUGUAUAGUUUGGCUACUUACUUCUCCGCCAUUUCCAGAUAUGGACAUGUACUCAUCGAGUGGGGAAAUUAUAUUAGAAUGUAAUGAGGGUUCGCCUGCUAUCUUUUCAUGUGUGUUGGGAUAUAUGGGUUUCCUUUCCAUUCUCAGUUUCAUUGUGGCUUUCCUAGCCAGAAAGUUACCAGACAGUUUCAAUGAGGCCAAAUUUAUCACUUUCAGCAUGUUGGUGUUUUGCAGUGUUUGGUUAACUUUUAUUCCAACUUACUUGAGUACCAAAGGAAAAUACAUGGUGGCUGUGGAGAUCUUCUCCAUCUUGUCCUCUGGUGCUGGAUUACUGGGUUGCAUCUUUUCCCCAAAGUGCUACAUCAUUGUGCUGAGGCCUGAGCUGAACAGCAGGGAACAUCUAAUAAGGAUGAAGAAGUGA